GUGCCCUCGGCGCAGCCCCCGAAAAGCUUGCCUUUUGGAGCGCUGGAGCAAAGUUGCUUGGUGCCUUUUGGGCUCCUGUGCAUGCUAGCAGCGAGGACAACUGGGGUGCCAUCCCUGCCAUGCAGCCUGGACCGGGGUCGGGGCUUCAGUGUCCCAGCACCCGCUGACAGCCUCUGGGGACGUGCGCAUCCUCACGCCCACUUAUCUUCCUGUCACUGGGACGUAGAGGCGGGAGACUUUUUUUUUUUUUCCCUCCCUCUAAAGCUGUAAAGCCGUUGAGAUCGGUGUCUAAACUUCCUUGACAAAUCCGUUGCAGGCAGCAGAAUUGUAGAAUCAGACAAGAUGAGACAAGUGACUGCCCUAGGCUACAGGAUCAGCGAUGUGGCCUGACAACCCGCUGGGCUUUCUCACGAGAUUUCCUUCCUCACUAUGUGUUGGACUUGGCCAGAUGGUGGCCACAGUGGCAGUGCUCUGGGUGGGAAAGGCGCUCAGAGUAGUCAAGUUUCCUGACUUUGACAGAAAUGUACCUCGAAAGACGUUUCCACUACCUCUACUAUAUUUUGGGAACCAAAUCACGGGACUGUUCAGCACAAAGAAACUGAACUUGCCAAUGUUUACAGUUCUGAGAAGGUUCUCUAUCCUGUUUACAAUGUUUGCUGAAGGAGUUUUACUCAAGAAGACUUUUUCAUGGGGUAUUAAAAUGACUGUAUUUGCAAUGAUUAUUGGAGCCUUUGUAGCUGCCAGCUCCGACUUGGCAUUUGAUCUGGAAGGAUAUGUUUUUAUUCUGAUAAAUGAUGUCCUGACAGCAGCAAAUGGUGCAUAUGUAAAACAAAAAUUAGAUUCAAAAGAGCUGGGAAAAUAUGGCCUGCUCUAUUACAACGCACUGUUCAUGAUUCUGCCAACCCUAGCCAUUGCAUAUGUCACAGGAGAUGCACAAAAGGCGAUGGAGUUUGAAGGCUGGGCUGACACCCUCUUUCUUCUGCAGUUCACCCUCUCCUGUGUUAUGGGGUUUAUCUUGAUGUACGCCACAGUGCUCUGCACUCAGUAUAAUUCUGCUCUUACAACUACAAUAGUUGGCUGCAUUAAGAAUAUAUUGAUAACUUAUAUUGGAAUGGUCUUUGGUGGAGAUUAUAUUUUCACAUGGACAAACUUCAUUGGCUUAAAUAUCAGUAUUGCCGGGAGCCUGGUGUAUUCCUACAUCACUUUCACUGAAGAGCAGCUGAACAAGCAAUCAGAAGCCAGUAACAAGCUGGACAUUAAGGGGAAGGGAGCAGUGUAACCAGAGGAUUGCUUCAAUGACAUAGGCCCGAGGCGUUGUUCAACUUGGAACACUGGCAUUUCCUAUGCAGAGACUGAGGUGUCUUGAUUAUGAAGAAAAUUCCAUUCCUUUGCACUUGCACAAUCCAAGGAUUGAUGGCUGCCUUUUAAAUUUUAUGAGAGAAACUUAUAAUUGACUAUUUUAAAUAUGCUGUGUGAAUUAAUUUAUAUCAGACUGGAAAAUGUACUGGGCUUUUUAAUUUAUUUUUCUUUUAUGCCGACAACAAAACAUCAGUGUUUUUAAAAUAUUUUUUUCUAUAGUUUGAUAUCCAGGUGUCCCUGAGAGCUGCAAAUAAUGUGCUCCAACCAGAGCCUGUCAGUCAUUGCUGUGUCUGGAGGCAAUUUAGCCUUUCUUCACUGGAAAUGCAGCUGAAUAUCUGCAAUACUCUUUGAAUGUUAUUUGUUAUGAUUGCAUUGUCGUCGUAAUAUCAUCACUACAUUUGCCAAAGACAACAACUUUGGCACUAAAAAAAAAUAUGUAGGGUUUUGAAGUGUAUUGUUUCUGCGUUGGCUUCUCUGAGAACUCUUGGGAUGAGCAGUGUGUUCCUUGAAAUUAUGUUGUUCUCUCUCUGUUGUGUAGGACGGGGAUAAUGGGAGGGUAGAGGAAGUAGGCCUUGUGCUCCUUUAUUCAUGACUCAUUCAGCUGAAAUCUAUUGAGUGUAUGUGCAAAGGUUUUUGUUAAGUGCUGAGGAUUCUGAGUAUUUGGGGGGAUAGUUGGAAGAUUUCACUCCUGCCACAGUUACUAAAAUGAGAUGGAGAACUCAGCUCUGUCAGUCCAUUCAGAAGACAUUGUAACUAUGGGUGAGUGUGACAGCUCUCAGAAACCAAAUCUGUAAGUGAAUUGGAAGCACCUGCCUUUGCUACACACAACGGUUAGGUCCAAAUUUUGCAGUGUGAGAUGAAGUGCAUGUGAAGAACUGCAUUUUGUGAACCUCUGCAGCCUUUCCUAUGAAUAAGAAUGGCAGACAGUCAAGGAGACCACCUUUUGUUUCUCCACGGCUCCCUCUUCUGGGUUUGGUUGCUACUCUUUUUUUUAUCCAUUUUUGGAUCAAUCUGAUGAGGUCCCACAUUUCUGAACUUAUUGGUUGAGGGAAAAGACUGGUUAGACAUUUUACCUGGUCAAGGCUUGUUCUUUCUCUAGCAGUGUCGGUGUGAGUGCUAUCAUCUCUCUUCCUUCUCAGAUGGCACGAGCAUUGAGUAGUUCCCUUCCAUUGGGCACCCCCACUUAAGCCUGUGCCUCUUGGCUCAUUUAAUGAGCUUGCUAGCUUCUCUCAAGACCCGUGCUAUAACCUAGGAGAGCAGCCAUGAAUUGCCAUUCCCCGAAUUGCUUCUUAGGAGGAUGUUAAACUGUCCUGUGACUUAGCUCAGAGAUACCUAUUGAUUUUUGUGGAAUAAGUGUGUUUGCUGAGGCUAGUUGUGCAGUCAGUGUACAAGAGGCUGGAUACCUUUACAUUGGUACGCAUGUUAGCUUCUAUUUCAUUGGGUUUGGAAUUCACUGGGUUCUGUUGGCCAAACCAACUAAUAGUUUGGUCUCAACAGGAGGCCAGGAGAAUUUUGUUUUGUUUCUUUUUUUUUUUUUUUUUUCACUUGAAAAAUUAUACUGAGGUCAUUUUCAUAUUUAUGUUUUUCCCUGGUGUUGGUUUGUCUGUAUUAAGCCUGGCCAAUGGCACUGUGUUCCUAGAAUUAGCCCUGCAGCCACCACCCAAGUCAGUAAGCUCCAUGUCAGAGCCUUAUGCUUUUUUCUUUUUCUCUCUUUUUUUUUUUUAAGCAUCAUCUGACAUGAGAAGAUUCCAGUGGGAGAAUCUUGUGUCAGAUGGGUCUUACUAUUCCUCUUUUACCAAUGAGAAAACAAGACUCAGAGAAAGUAGAUGACUUGCUAGUAAGUGGAAAUCCAUGUUCUUUCCAUUGAACCAUGUUGCUAUUUGAUUAACCAGUUGCCCUUCGCCUCUAAGGGAGUAAGGAAAUAGAGGUGCUAGCCUAGUUAACUCAAGCUCUUUCAAAGAAGCAAGCAAUCUACUGAAUUUGCGGUCAGAGAAGAACAUCAGGAAGAGUGACAGAUCACUAUCCUGGAGCCCUUACCUGGCUUCCAGGCUGACUUCCACUGAGAUGUCCUCUGCCUGUGAAGGUUGCUGACAGGUUUUGCCUGGAUAUACUGGAAGGGCACAGUGAGAUCUAGUUUUAGCAAUCCCAUUCCUUCUGUCAGCCACAAAAAGGAGGGAACUUAGACAUUAGAAAUAAUUUGUAUUGUAAAAUUUCUUGUCACGAAAGGCCUUUGGAUAUGUUUAAGAGGCUUUGAACUAAAGUUCCACUAGGGCUUGAACCUAGGGGUCGUGUUCCCUUGGAAGUCUGUCACCUCUCCAGGUUUAUUUUAGAAAAUCACGUAUGUAUGUGCCAGGCUUCUCUACCAUAGGACCCUGGCCUCUGGCUGAUCAGAGCAGUACAGCAACUUAGAACUUUUCCUUGUCCAUUACUUGAUUCCUGGAUGCCUCCUUCAGCUGCCUCCAACAUUUCAAGCUAAGAGAGAAAGCCUGGGUAAGUUGGAGAUUGAGUAAACUGGCCACCAGUUUUGUAGUUUGGGCGAUUAUUUGCAGUUGUGGUGCAAUACAUGAGAUAUUUACGUAAUACUCAGGCUUCUUCCAUAGUGAUUGGAUUUUGCUGCAUGGUUAAUAUCUUAUUAGGCAAAACCUCGUUGGUCUAUUAACUGUCUACUGGUAGAAAAAGAGCAGUAUAGACUUCAAUCCUUAAUUUGCCCACUGAGAAAGAUGAGCUGUAGUGAGAAUCUGAAAGCCAAAUUUUAUGACUAAUGACUCCUCCUCUUAGAGUUAAUGAAAAUGAAGUCCUCUUUGGCCGAUUUGCUUGUAGUCACCACCAGAUGGAUUAGAAUAACCUUGGUUGGUCAGACCGCAUGCUGCCGAUUUGUCACAUGAUUAAUUGCCUUAUGUGGCUCUCUACAAGUCAGUCAUUUGUAGGAUCCAACUUACAUGUGGGUUUAGAAAAGUGCAUAUGCAAGUUUUCAAAGCCAUGGAAGGUUUUGGUCAGUAAAGCUGAUGUAAGAGCCCUACAGAAAGAAUAGUAGAGUUUCGCAUUUGAUUGGUUUGGGAUAGACAGUACUUGGGACUUUGGGCCUGCCUUACAUUAAUUUUUAUGGCCUCAUUAAAUGAGCGAAGAUCUGAGUGGCUGUUGUAUGCCAGGCAUUUUGCUGAACUCUGGGAAACAGGAAUAGGACAUGGUUCUUGCUCUGAAGGAGUAAAUCAUUCUUCAGCCAGAAGUGGUCGCCUGAUCCAGAAUU
Messenger RNA from Tupaia belangeri chinensis (Chinese tree shrew), 4606 nucleotides. It is a transcript of the gene SLC35D1, whose product is annotated as solute carrier family 35 member D1. The record is from RefSeq and is a predicted model, not a curated record. Lineage: Eukaryota; Metazoa; Chordata; Mammalia; Scandentia; Tupaiidae. Bases 380 to 1279 code for a protein of 299 amino acids. The transcript has 12 exons.